CAGAGAUAGCCGCCACGCCACGGCCACGCGGCCUCGCCGCCCGGAGCCCAGCCCGCCUCUCCUUCCCUGCCCGUCCGGCCCUCGGCUCCAUCCCCCCCGCCCCCCGCUGCGUGCGCCCCUGACGGCCUGACCCCGGCCGCCUGUCGCCCCUGGCUCAGGCGGUCCGGCCCUCUGCCCCCCUGCAAAUCCGGCGGAGGCCGCCGCUGCUCACUCAGUCUCGCAGCAAGGAGCAGUAUAAAGUUUUUCUUCUGUCAAGAGGGGCAGGUGUUCUCUCAUUUCCUCAAGUAGAGCAGAAGCAGUAUAAAUUUAUUUGGUGAUAAUGGAACCAAAGCAUUCUGCUGAAAUGUCCAGGCAUUUGGACAAGCAAAGUCAUGCCCUAAUGGAAACAUACCGAGCAAUGUCCCAUGAGUUGCAUAAACUACAGGUUGAAGAGGAAACAAUCAUGCGCAAAUUGUAUGAGCUGAUGUCUGCAAAAGGGCUUCUUCCAAAGCACAAGGAAAAAAGGCAGCCAGAGAAAGCAGGGGAAUCAAGCCAGGAAAACGAAGAACAGGAACAAUAGAAUGUCAACUGUGAAUCUGCAAUAUAUGAUGUUACAUGGGGAUGCAAGUUUGGCUGAAUAGCAACCGAUCUUAGGUAUCCAGUCCAAUGGAUAUACUGUAGUGAACUUCUCGUCUCAGUUCCAGCAGUUUGUUUCCCUGUAAUUUUCCAAACUGCACAAUGGAAUCUUGAAUCUGGCUAUUGUUCUGUGAGGAAUUUUGAGACGUUAGUAGAUUCCUGGACAGUGAAUAUGAAAUGCUUAACAGGCUAGAUAAUUUUCAUCA
Hordeum vulgare subsp. vulgare (domesticated barley) is the source of this 821-nucleotide messenger RNA. RefSeq lists its product as uncharacterized. Lineage: Eukaryota; Viridiplantae; Streptophyta; Magnoliopsida; Poales; Poaceae. The record is from RefSeq and is a predicted model, not a curated record. The transcript is spliced from 5 exons. The coding region runs from base 320 to 559 and encodes 79 amino acids.